AUGGAUAUGGUCCGCGUGGGGUUCUGCAGCAAGGCGAGCGAUCUGGCAGUCCUGACCGGCACCCAGGUGGCCACUCUCACCUUCUCGCCCGGCGGCAAUGCCUUCUCCUUCGGCCACCCCUCCGUCGACACCGUCGUGGAACGCUUCCUGGUGGGGGAGGGUGCGGGGGCUGGCACGAGGGAGGAGGGUGCUGUCAGGGAAGAUCAGAAGAUGAAGAAGCUGCACCAGGAGUUCGAUGAGCUUCGCAUGGACCUGUUCGAGGGGAAGAAGCGAACCAGGCAUGAGGAGGACACAGCGAAGGAGCGUGACAUGGGGGAGCCGACAGCAACUUGGGUUGAGCCAAAUGUGCGCGCCAUGGGGGACGAUGACUUGGUGGCCUUCUUUGCCGCACCGAUGCAGGUGAAGGACAUCGUCUCCGAAUGCGCCGCAUGGAGGAGGUGGCCCCGCCGCUGUCGCUGCAGCUCUUCGGUGGCACAGCAGAUGUUGAUGGAGCUUCCUCUGGCACAGGCUGUGACCGCCGGGAUGGAUAUGCAGGUGAUGCCUCCACCGUUGGUGUUCGCCGCGGGGAUGGAUAUGGAGGAGAUGCAGAUGUUGAUUCCUCAGCCGCCAGGGUUCGACGACGAGAUGGGGAUGCCUCCGUCACUAGAGAUACAUGUUGGGCUGGAAACGAACGCUGGCUUCCCGUUCCCGUAUUUUGAAGAUGAGCUCCAAACCCCUGUUGAUCCGUUCAAGUGA
This is a messenger RNA of Triticum urartu, 735 nucleotides long. Lineage: Eukaryota; Viridiplantae; Streptophyta; Magnoliopsida; Poales; Poaceae. The record is from RefSeq and is a predicted model, not a curated record.